AUGCUGUUCUGGACUGCAGUUCUAUCAGCCGCCCUCGUGACAGGCUUGACCGUCAAGGAAACAGAUGAUGGUGUCAUUGUCGAUGUUGAAGGUGAUGAUGCCUUCGUGGUGACCAUCGACAACUCCGGAUCUAUCUCUUCGCUCCAGUACCGAAAGACUGAGUAUCAGUACUCUGGAACGCUGAGUCACAUUGCCUCUGGCCUCGGUAGCGACGCGUCUGUGACUUACAAGACCGAAGGGGAUUAUGCCGUCGUUUCGGCCACUAUCGAUGACGACGAAUUCAAUCUGACCCACUACUACGUCUUUCAGGGUGGCCUUAGCGCAAUCUAUAUGGGCACUAAUUCCCUCUCGCAGCCCUCCGUCGGGGAACUACGCUAUAUCGCCCGUCUGGUUAACCUACCUGAGGCCUAUAAGGAGGGCGGUGUCUCGGAUAUCACGGGCGGAGAAGUCGUCGAGGGAGAAGAUGUUUUCCUCGUUGAUGGAGAGACACGGAGCAAGUUCUACUCAUCCGAGCGCUUCAUUGACGACUCCGUCUACUGCGCCUACACCUCAGACAGUUCCGUCCACGCCUGCUUCCUCUCCGACACGCGCUCCCGCGAGAAAUCCUCCGGCGGUCCCUUCUUCAGAGACAUCGACCUAAACCUCGGGAGUGACUACCACUCAGUCACGUACUACAUGAACUCCGGCCACGUCCAGACAGAAGAGUAUCGCACUGGCUUCUUCGGUCCGUACAUCCUCUCCUUUUCGGGCUCCUCCAUCCCAUCCUGGUCCGACUUCGACACCUCCUUCUUUGAUGACCUCAAACUAGACGGCUACGCUGGCUCCUCAGGUCGUGGUGUCGUCUCCGGAUCCGUAAGCGGAACAGCCGACUCUCUCCCGGCCAUAGUCCACUUCUACAACGAUGACUACCAAUCCUGGACAAACGCCUCGGACGGCUCCUUCACGUCCCCGGAAAUCGUCGAGGGAUCGUACACUGUCGCCUUAUACCAGGAUGAACUCCUCGCAGCCACCACAACGGUCGCGGUAUCCGCCGGCGCAACAGCAACAGCCUCCAUCAGCGCAACAAACGAGAUAAUUACCGCAGAUAGGACCACGAUCUUCCAGAUCGGCGAGUACGACGGCACACCCUCCGGUCUCCUCAACGCGGACAAACAGCUCCGCAUGCAUCCCUCCGACGACAGGAUGUCGGAUUGGAACCCUACGCCAUUUGUCGUCGGCUCAAGCGAGGACAGUUCCUUCCCUAUGGCACUCUUCGCCGAUGUUAACAAUAACUUUGAGAUCCAGUUCACAGUUGACGGAACCAUCGACGCCGACAAGGUCACGGUCCGAGUUGCAACGACCCUCUCCUUCGCUGGUGGACGGCCUCAAAUAACGCUUAACAACGACGAGUGUGACGCACCAGAUGCUCCGAUCACGAUUGAUUCAAGGGGUGUGACGCGCGGCGCAUACAGGGGUCAUGGCGAUGUGCACACCUGCUCCUUUGAUGCGGCGAGUGUGGUCGAUGGUGAGAAUUCUGUGUAUAUUGCGGUUAUAUCGGGAAGUAGUGGGGAGGAGUUCCUCAGUCCGAACUUUGUGAUGCCCUGUUUUCUCUUGUAUUUCGUCUGGUUUGGUGUGGAUUGGGCUAAUGAUUCCUACCCAGGUGGUUGA
Penicillium egyptiacum is the source of this 1647-nucleotide messenger RNA. NCBI's taxonomy places the organism in Eukaryota, Fungi, Ascomycota, Eurotiomycetes, Eurotiales, Aspergillaceae. The record is from the annotation of a GenBank genome assembly.